Molecule: messenger RNA, 5615 nt
Organism: Leguminivora glycinivorella
Lineage: Eukaryota; Metazoa; Arthropoda; Insecta; Lepidoptera; Tortricidae
Gene: Mondo
Product: carbohydrate-responsive element-binding protein
Exons: 17
Coding region: 95-2956 (953 amino acids)
Biological process (GO): regulation of transcription by RNA polymerase II
Cellular component (GO): nucleus
Molecular function (GO): DNA-binding transcription factor activity, RNA polymerase II-specific; RNA polymerase II cis-regulatory region sequence-specific DNA binding; protein dimerization activity
Source: RefSeq, a predicted model, not a curated record
UAUUAGUCUGUCAGUCAGAUGGAAAAAAACAAUGUGAAUUUGUGAGUGAGUGAUAAGUAAAAAUAUGUCUAAAUCUAAAAGUUGAUAGGCAUUCAUGAAGAGAAUAAUUGAACAAAAAAACGCGUUCCUAACUGGACUUAUGAACGACGGUGGGGAAACAAUGCCACACAUAGAGAAGAUGCAGGCGCGAACAGGGAAGGAGACUAUACAUUCUGGUCAUUUCAUGGUGUCGCACUUUGAAGCAGAGGCCCAAGAUGAUUUCGAUGAUUUGGCCGUGCCUGUACCAGACGAAGAACAAAAUGUUCAAAAGGUGUCGGUGGUGGCGACGUACACGGUUCCAGGGUCCAAAGAACCUCCCUCCUUGUUUGAUAAAGAAGAUAGUAAACAACAUCAACAGCUUUCCAUUGAGAUAUCCCUUACAAAGUUAUUUAAAUGUAUGACUUUGGCCUACAGACAAAAACUAACUUCACCUAAAUGGAAUCGUUUCAAAGGUAUAAAACUUCGGUGGAAGGAUAAGAUCAGAUUGAACAACGUCAUAUGGAGAUGCUGGCACAUGCAGUUUAUUAAGAAACAAAAUACGCUGGUGUGCCAGUUCGCGUCGCCGCUGGACGUGGACACUCAUGUUAAGCCAGAGACAACAAUAUUAGAAGGGAAGUACUGGAAACGUAGAGCUGAAGCAGUUAUAGCAGAAUAUAAAAAAUGGCGAAUGUUUCAUAUAAUGCGUCUCCUGGGGAAAGGAGACACCUCCGUCCAGGAUGCGAUAUCGGACAUGGACACUGUGGAGUCGUUCUCGCAGUGCAGCGACUUCGCGGCGAACAUGCUUACGGACGAGGACUACCUUACCUUCAUGAGUGACACGCUCUUCUCCACCAUCUCCAGUCAUCAGCCGUUUGCUUUCCCGGACCCGAGGGAGAUUGCAAGAGGUGCCAGUUUAGCAGAUUUCAUUCAGCCAAGUUUAGGACCACUCCAACCUAAUCUUGACGAUUUUAUGGACACAUUGGAACCUCUCCAAGAAUUUGCAGACCUUCUGUCAACCCCACGCCUGCCGCCGGUGCCCGAGGAGCCAGCUCUUCCGGCCGAAGACAACAUGUUCCGCAACAGUAUGAACGUGGACUCGUACGGGCACGGUUAUGACCUGUCCGCCUCGCACACACCGCACGCCAGCGCCACCAUGCCCACCAGCCAGAUGACUAUUCACGGUUCACCCAAUAAUACUCAAAUGAUGCCGAUGUCCGAUCAAACUAUAAAGAACGAGCACAUGAUGUACGACAACAACCGGUUGUACGUCCAAACGGACAUGCAGAACAGCAUGAUCAACCAGGAGGUGAUCCCGUACUCGUAUGAGCAGAGCUCGCCGCAAGCGCAGACCAGUCAGAUGAACAACGUGUUCGAGCCUAAACGCGUGCAGUAUACGUCUAAAGUUAUAUCACAACCCGAUCCCGCCUACAAGUAUAAUGCAGCAGUCGUGCCACCCUCCCAAACGGCACCAGAGACAGUGUCAUUACUGCAGCAGCCAGUGCAAAAUCAAAAGUACGCUUCCAACAUAGUCAUUCAAGGACGAAGCGGUUACGCUAGAGAGAAACCUCGACCGAGGCUGGCUAUGUAUUCUAGUCAGCUCCCCAAUAACCAAUACACGAACUAUGGGCAACAGACCCCGAACUCGCAAGUUGACAGGACGCAGUCGAGGCCACAGAUGCAUUACUUACAGCCGAACCCAGUGGAGUACAAAGCGAAGCCGGCGAACACUGUCAAUGCGCGCGCGUUCAAGAUGCCUUCACCGCCACUGCCAAAUUCUUCGCAACAGCAGGGCCCUUCAACCGCGGUGCGGAACAAGGAUCAGUACCGCUCGCAUAGCCUACCGCUGGGCGCCCAGCUCAACGCCGAUUGGACGGUGAGCGCGCCCGCUGCCGCCCCCGCGCCCGCGCCCGCCCCCGCGUCCGCGCCCGUGCAGACGCACGAGGCCGCCGCCGCCGCUGCGCAGAGGCAUAGCGCUAGGGCACGCGAGUUAAACACGGGUAAUCUCCGCAUCCGCUCGCGCUCAUCCUCAAGCGGAGUGUUAGAUGCGGCGGGCGGGACGACGGGCGCACGCCGCCCGCCGCCGCUCUGCAGUGUGGCCUCCGAGCCCGCGCUGCCACAGGCCAGCGUCAUGCUUGCGCAGCUCCUGAGCGCACAACACUCGCAAAGUGUAUACAAACUAAACAGCACCGCGGACGAUGGCGACCCGAAGUCCCCGCACCGGCGCGGCCAGCCCUCUCCCAUCGGCAGCGAUGUCAUGUCACCCCACCAGAGCCUCUCACCGCCCGUGUCUCCCGAUGGCGAAGGAGGAUCUCCCCGCGAGGCGCGCCGGACGCACAUGCACGCGGAGCAGAAGCGGCGCUACAAUAUCAAGACCGGCUUCGACACGCUGCAGGCGCUCAUACCGCACCUCAACGCCAACCCCGCCGCUAAGAUAAGCAAAGCCGCCAUGCUACAAAAAGGAGCGGAAUACAUAAAACAGUUGAAAGCUGAGAGAAACCAAAUAAAAGAGGAAAUGGAAAGUUUACGACAGCAAAUUGAAUGUUUGAACAAUUCCAUAUCCAACUGCCACUCGCUGCUGCCGGCGACAGGCGCGCCGGUGUCGCGCGCGCGAGCAGGCCGCCUGCGCGAGAUGUUUGCGCGGCAUGUGGCCACGCGGACCAUGCACUCAUGGAAGUAUUGGCUGUUUAGCGUAGUGUGCGCGGCGCUGGUGGACUCGUUCAGCGCCUGCGUGUCGUGCGGCAGCGGCGCUGACCUCGUGCGUACUACGCUGCUGUGGGCCGAGCAGCACUGCUCGCUCGUCGAGAUGCGACCAGCGGUCCUAAACUCCCUCCGCGUGCUAUGCACCACCACCGACAUCCUGUCGGCGCCCGAGCGCCUGCCCGACGAGGCGCGCGCCGCCGCCGCCGGCUCCGCCGCCGUCAAGACCGAGCCCACAUAACGCACGCCCGAGGUACCGCCAUCUACUUCACAACCACCCAAUACUCCCCGCUCUAGCGGUCUCCCUGCCGAAGCGAGAGGAACAGAAUAUCAAUGGUCGCUAGUACAGGUCGAUUCCUUCAUGCGACACCGAAUUCCCGACCAAGCUAUAUCAUACUGGAACAGAUCUUUAUUAUCUUGCUAACGAAGGUGUGUUACGAUAUAUUUGGCGCUUUGGCCGUCACAAUGUAUUUGACGCUGUCUGUUCAAAUUUUUCUUUCAUUUUUCAUGCAUACAAGACCGAACCAGUAAUUACGCACAUACGUAGAAAAUGAAAACGCGUCACAGAAAAAUCUUGCACAGAUUUUUUUGUGUACGGAAGAGUUACACGCACACCGCGCAUGCUAAUUGGUCGUAUUUAUGGUUCGGCAGAAUGUAAAUAGUGUGAAUGUCGAAUCCCUUCUGUGUUGCUUGAAGUUAGUAGAACUAGCACGAAUUUAAUGAUAUUAAUAAUUAAAAUAUAUGCGUAUGUGUCAUUAAACGGCUCUGGCUAUGAACAGACACAGUGAAACUCAUACGAUGAAUGUUUAGUUCAUUCCAUUCGUGUCAGCUUUCAUGAAUCGACCUGUAAUGUCAAUAGUUAGUGACCAAGAAUUGUUAAAUGGAUCUCUUUUAUUCACACGUGUAUUUUAAAUUUCUCGGAGAAAUAGUUGAUAGCGCGUCGCUUUUUGUAGGCAGUGGGACUCCUUGUAUAUUCUUAGAAAAUAAUACAGAUGUAGUACAAAAUGUUUGGUGAAAGAGACGUGUCACCUUGAUAUUUUGUUACGGAUUUUUACGAACUUUAUGUCGUAUUUUUUCUUGAUGCGAGUACAUUAUUUGAAUGAAAUGUUUAUGUUGUCUGUUGUACUUAUAAGUCUUAUAACAGUAGAUUGAUUAUGAUUAUGUUUGUUAAUAAAAUUAUCCAGUCACAUAACUUUUCUUCCUCUCACUUGUUGAAUCUGGCACUCCUUUCUUAUCGCUUAAUAACUACAAAUGCGUAUGUAUGUAAUCAAUACUUAAAAAAAUAAGUCAAUUUAUUUUUAAAAAUCAGAUGACUAGUUAUUAAUUUAAUUCAAGUAACUGUGCUCACAUCGCGAAGAUUUCGCGACUGCCUCUUCGCCUGCUGUUUAUUUCUAAUAUCCACGUACGACCAAAUUCGAUCGGUAAAUAUACACCAUUUUAUGUUUCAAACAUAGUAGCCAAUAGCCAUAUACUAUAAUAGUAGCGAAUAGUUUUGCUAAGUAGUAGGUAUUUUUGUCUUACUCGUUGAAGCAUUUGGUACAUCUAUAACUAAUGUACAUAGUAUUAGUUUGUUGUUAUGGAGUAUAAAUGAAAUGUUCUAUGUCGUAGUUUUUUCACAUGAUUUGUAACAACGUACCUACAGUAAAAAUAAAUAAUAUCGUACUUUCUGAUCUCAAAUCCAAUUUAACCGAGAAGUUGAUCCAAUUUGAAACAAGAUCCAAGUUGAUACAAUAAGUCCGUAGUUAACUUGUUGGGAAUUACGUUUUUCAUCAACUAUUUUUUAUAAUUUUAAUAUAUUGCCGGCGAAGAGAGUAAUAUUACUUACAUAGUUAUGUUGUAUGGUGUUGUUUUAGGCAUAGAAUGUACAAAUACCUCUUAAAAUCAUUACAAAUCAUGCAAAAAAUGAACUUUCUACGGAUAUUUAUAACUUUUCUACGAAAAGGGCUCGAAAUGUGAUAGUGCCACUUUAGGAAACUGUUCGUGAUAAUAUGAAAUCAAAUGUCUUGAUUGUUAAUGCUUAAUAUUUUAUACGUAUUUAAUUUAAAACUAAGAGGUAUUUGCACACAAAAUUAUAUUGGCGAGUGUGCAAAAAUGAAAAAUGUUGGUGUUCACUUGCAAUCGAAUUAAUAUUGUACAACGCACAACAUUAGUGAACUGUAAGCUGCCACACCAGCGGAUUAGGUUUCGAGUAAAGCCUAUAAUUAAGGUACUUAAAUUUUAAAAUUGAUGGACGGUGAUACGCGAAGAAAUUCUUCCACAGAACAUUUCUAGUUCUCUUUAUCCCUAACAAUAAAAAAUAUCAAUAACAUCACCUCUGGCAGCUGAGCUUUUUCGAGGUACAAUAAAAUUAUGCUCGAAUACUUAAAUUUGGAGUGUAAAUAUAUCUGUAUAUAUUUGAUUGAACCAUGUGGCGUUAAUAUUGUGCCUUUAACUGAGGUUUUGUCACCCUAGAACAAGGGUGUUUUUUAUAUUUUUACCAAAGAAGUAGUAGUUUUCAGUUAUGUAUUAUAAUGAUAUGAUAUAAUAACAAGCACACGACGUACCUAGAUCAGACAUUGUGAACUACACCCGUCCUACCCGGCGAACCGUGAAUGCCAAUACUUAUAGUACGAUAAGAUGAAAUGAAUUUAAUGAUGUCGAGAUUUAUUUAGAGUAAAUUGUAAGUAUAUUUACGUAAGUGCCUACUUUAAGUAAAUAUUUUUAUAUGGAUUGUGUGGUUACACAAAUGUUUUAUAUUUAUAUAUAUAAAUCGGUGCCAACGUAAAUAUAUUGUUGUAAUUUGUUAUAUAGUGAUAUAAUUUUAUGAUGUAUCGUUGUCUCUGAGGGCGCCUGCGCCGCGAGCUUUAACGAGGAAUGUGCAAUCGUUGUUCUAUUGGAAUACAGUUUGGAUGCAAAACGAU